This is a messenger RNA of Ceutorhynchus assimilis (cabbage seed weevil), 1541 nucleotides long. The record is from the annotation of a GenBank genome assembly. Lineage: Eukaryota; Metazoa; Arthropoda; Insecta; Coleoptera; Curculionidae.
UUAAAAACAGUUUUUGUUAGGAUUCCCUAUAUGCAACUGUUUUUAUUAAAACAGCAUAGUCGCGAACGCGAAAUAUCUAUUUUUUCAGCAUCGAGAAGCACACUCUUAACUAUAAACUUCGUUGACCAGUCAGAAACAACUACUUACUCCGAGGGCAAAUUUCAUUAAAAACGUAAUAAACAAUUUCAUUCUACACUGAAAUUCAUAAAUUUUGCCGUAAGAACGAUAUUUUUAUCUUUAUUCGUGCCAAAGAUAGAGCUAUUUCAACCCCUCCUUGCCAACUUUAAUCAAUAGGUUCCCACGAAAAUCCCUAUGCGCCUCCACUAUAACUAUAUGAAACGGGGACCCAAAUUUAUACUCUGACAAUAUCGGCACUAGAAGAUUUUAUUGGUAUUACUUACCAGCGAAAUGGUAUAAUAAUAUGGGCUCCACAGGCGGCUUUAGAAUUGAAAAGUGAACAAAAACUCCUAAGACCAAUCGUUUUGAAGCUUAUACCUACUAAAUAAUAGUAACCUAUUAACACAGAAAUAGAUAUAUUAUGAUGGAACCUUGAUAAUCUAAAUAGACAAUUUCACUUUCUACAACUAUUGACAAUGUAAAAGUAAAAGCCAAAUUUUCUAUGAGCCCCAAUGUGUUAAAAAUAAAAGUGGCCGUGUUAAAUUUAAAUGCAAACAAAGGACUUUAUAUGUUCAUAAAAUAGCUUUUUGCCAACUACUUUCAAAGUUAACAUUCAGGAAACAGUUAUUGCUAAGACUCUAAGACUGCUGCGGCAUCCAAAAAUCCAAAGAAAAGACAAAAUGCUUAAGUUUAAAACAAUACUAGUGUUACUAGCAAUUAUUGCUAUUUGUGCUGCAGAUCGUGGAAUAAAAAGAUACAAGAAAAAGAAACAUCAUUUACGCCACCACCACUUUUUGUAUUACCUAACCUUUUUGGCCGUUAAAUUGAAAAUAGUCUUUAUCCUUGGAACAAUAUUCACCGUUAGUUUGGUUGCGGCCAAAAUCGUAGCUAUACUCAAAAUAUCUGAAUAUAUGAAACAUAAAUAUCACCAUGAAGAAAAAAUUAUUUAUUCGAACCCAUAUGAAUCUCACGAUCACCACGACUGGGGUGGUUCUCAUGGAGGAUAUUCAUUUCCAUCAGAUAUAAGUUCAAAUAAUUAUGAAUCAUUCCCACCAGAUAUUUCAGUUGAUCAUCCUCCAGAAGACGCUUACAACUAUGAUCGUUCUGGACCACAUCAAUCUGCCAGAGAUGUUCAAGGAAGCAUUAGUACUGGAAUUUAUGACCAAAUUAUGAGGAUAGGGGAUCAUUUAAGACAAUUAAACCUAACAGAUAUAGCCCUAAACGAUAUGGGUAUUAAGGACGAAAAUUGUAAGAAAAAAUUCGUAUGCAAAGCGGAUUACAAUGCUCAUAGAAAUAUAAUUUUACAAACCGGAUUUAGCAUACUAAGAGAUGCUUCUUAUCAGAAAUAUAAACCAAAUGCAACGGCAACAUCUGAAGAAGCCUGUGAUGAAUUAUAUCAAGAAUGUACUGAAAAUGUAGAUUAA